ACACUAUAGGCAUCCACAGAGAGACCUAUGGAGAUUGAAUGUAAAUCAAAACAUGUUAUGUAAACAUCUUUUUUCUGAUUUUUUUUCUCUCUCUCAUGAUCUUUCUUUUUUGUUCCAAGUUUUCUCUCCCAACAUGAUUCAUAAAGAAAUGUAAAUUUUUAAAAGUUAAUAUACAUAUAUAACCAAAAAAAGAGUUAUUUUUUUUUAAAGUAGAUUAGGAAUUUUUAGAAAUAAGUAGCAAGCUGUUGUUUAUAUAUAGUGUAAUUUAAGAAUACCUUGAACUAUCAAGCUGUGUCAAUUGACAAUGUAUAUUUUUAACUGAGAAGGGAAAGAAAAUUCAUAUAGGAGGAAAAGUUUUAUUUCAGAGUAAAUUUAUAAUAAAAGUUUUACAUCAAAAAAAAAAUUUUAAUUGUCCUAGUUUAACCAGAUAAAUGCUAUUUUAAAGUAACAGCGAUCGUCUUUAGCUUUGUUUUCCCUUUUAAGUCUGCCAAUGAGAGUCAUGUUGUGAAUUCAAGUGUGAAGACCGUCCUGAAUAUGAUGAAACACAGCAAUUCACCUUCCCUUCAAGGAUGCCCUGAAGCAACUGAACGCAGGGCUAUUAGUAAAAGAACUGUCAGAUGCAGACCCAUGUCCUCUUAUUCGAGUAAGUCUACUUCAGCUGGUGAUGGUUUGACUGACCUAGUGAUGGCUAUGCAAGAUGAACUAUACCAAAUGAACAUUGAACACCAAGAACUUUUGAAGCAAAUACAGGGAAGUCCAACACUUUCAGCUAAUGAAGAAAUAGAAUAUGAACUGGAAUGUUUAGCUAGAAAAAUGGAAAUGAAAGAGGAGCAAAUAUGCAAACUGAAAAAAUAUCAAGAUCAUGUAAGUAAAUUACAGCCAAAAUCUCCAAACUCCAAGAGUGAGGCAUUUGACAUUCAAUCAGAAGAGGAAAACCAUAAAGGAACAAAGAAGGUGCCAGUUGUAGUGGUCACCAGAAAGAGCACAAAUAAGACUAAGUCUCCUCAGAAAAACUGCAAGUGUCAAAUGCCAGAAAAGUGUUUCCAAAAGAUCCAAAUGACAUUGAGGAAAGAUGACGUCAAGUGGGAACAAUAGAACAGUGGUGUAAAAUUCAGUUUUGAUAAACCUUGCUGAUCAUUGAGAAUUUUUAAUUAUCUGAAGUAUAUUUUAAUUUAAUGUAACUUUUAAGAAUUUUUCCAAUUAUGUUUCAUAUCUAUAAAUUAUUAAUUAAAUGGUAUUGUUUUAAAAAAUUAA
Messenger RNA from Antechinus flavipes (yellow-footed antechinus), 1254 nucleotides. RefSeq names its product centrosomal protein CEP57L1-like. Bases 535 to 1095 code for a protein of 186 amino acids. The record is from RefSeq and is a predicted model, not a curated record. Lineage: Eukaryota; Metazoa; Chordata; Mammalia; Dasyuromorphia; Dasyuridae. Gene Ontology annotation, molecular function: microtubule binding. The transcript has 3 exons. Gene Ontology annotation, cellular component: centrosome.